Molecule: messenger RNA, 790 nt
Organism: Orbicella faveolata
Lineage: Eukaryota; Metazoa; Cnidaria; Anthozoa; Scleractinia; Merulinidae
Molecular function (GO): GTPase activity; GTP binding
Source: RefSeq, a predicted model, not a curated record
AUGGCUCGACCAAACUCGCCUGAUUUGCCGCUGAAGCGUACCAAAAAGAGAAGACGACACAAUUUAAUGUUAUUUGUUGAGCUGGAACUCUUGGCUGAGCUUGGAGCUGAACUUGGGACCACUGGAAGAAGAAAUUUGGAGACCCGCAUAGUCAGCAUAUUCAUUUUAACCAAAAGGAAAAACCUUUGUAGGAGUCGUCACAAAAUAUUUUUCCUCCGUAAUAAAUUUUAUCUUUUUCAAAUUUCAGAUGGAUUUGGGCUCCGCCUACAAAUUUGGGAUACCGCUGGUCAAGAACGCUUUCGCUGUCUCAUCCCAUCUUACCUGCGUGACUGUCACGUCAUUCUGGUGUGUUUUGACGUGACAAACUGUUGUACAUUGGACAAUGUGCCAGACUGGAUUGAAUUGGCGCAAAAGGAGAGAUUUGGACGCAUUAAAAAGCCAUUGAUUGUUCUGGUGGGAAAUAAAGUGGACGAAAAAAGUUCACGGCAGAUUUCCUACGAAUGUGCCAGCACCGUGGCUGACCUCUUCCAAAUCCCGUAUGUGGAGACCAGUGCCCUGUCCGGGUUUAAUGUGGAGUUAUUGUUUAGAAAGAUAGCCAAAGACUUAUACGUGGAAGAACUGGACAGACAGAGGCAAAAUGAAGACUCUGACAUCGACGAGGAAAAAAGAAAAGACAGAAAAGUCGUUAAGCUUGUUAAGACAAAAGAACAAAGAAAAGCUAUUCCAAUGAAACUUGAUAGGUGUAUGUGUAGUUGAAAAUGGUUCAAUUAAAUAAACUUUGACGCAGUAA